AAGACCUUAGAAGGCAUCGCUGUCGUCGAACGUUAUUGGCGAAAAUAUUGCAUUCAAUCGAACGAGGAUUAUGUGGACUUUCUUCUUUUCGAGGAUCAGACGAUCUAUAUGAACUUUUUUGAUUGGAUGUUCAAAACAUCACGAAAGAAACUGCUUCAGUCAUAUGAUGAAUACUGGCGACGCCUUUGUCAAUACUUCGAGCUAUUUGCACGUCGCCGCGUCGAGUAUGCUUACCUUGGAAAAGUUUCUCGAAGGUGUAUUCCCAGCCGAGCGCAAAAUUCCCCGACGAACAAAGGACAAAAAUACUCUAGAUGUGGAUGCUUUUGGUAGUGAUCUUCCAAAGCACAUUUCCUUGAAAGAUUUUCCGGACUCGGUCUGCCAUCGCGAUAUCGAGCUUUUCUACCUGAAAGACCUUCAAAGUAAACGUGAUGUCCUCUGUGCCAUCAUCGAGUUUCGCAACCUCAAAGGUCGACCGGAAGGCGCUGAUGGUCGGCAGGCGCUCAAGGAGUUGGGUCGAGAUGCUAGAUUUGAAGACGAUAUUGGGCAUUACAAUUACCGCCGCUGGACGGCAAAUGAAGUAAACACUCAUAAACGUGCUAUUUGCCAAAACCCUGAAAUUCUGCAACUAAGACGCGAGAAAAGAGAGCUUAUGGCGGAGAUGCGGUCCGUGGCUGGCACAAUCAAGAACGCCCGUGACACCUUUCCACACCUCUUCCAAAGGCAUGAGACUGUCAAAAAAGACCUAGCCAAACUUCGGAAAACGUUGGCGAUCGAAACUCGCGAGACAGCCAGAAAGGCCUAUUUUAAUAAUGCUCCCGUGCUUGAAGUUGACCGACAGAUCAAGCAAAUGCUUCUCGGCGAAUCUGAUGUUGAGGAACGCGAUGCUGAUAGUUCCGCUGAAAAAGACUGGGAGCUCCCUAUCCCGGACUACGUAUUUCCUGAACGAGCUCGGCUUGUGGAGAACUUUUACGGUCCUGAGGCAGAAGAUUUUGACGAGGACAAAUUACUUACUCGGCGCAUCCAGGUUACCAAGGACAUGGAUGCACAUUUACUGCUUUGCGAGCCGAGCAAGCGAGGCAACCGUGUUAAUUGGGAUCUUGAUGCAGAUGAAGACAUAACUGUUGAACAGCCGGAGCAACUGGAGUCUGAUGAUGAUGCGCAAAUAUGUCUAACAGAUGUUUGCAUCAUCUGCUUCGGUGAAUCCCGUCGCUCGGCGUCGAACCCUCCUCCGCAUAAAUUUCCUUCCAAGCGGCCGGACUCACUUCGUCGUCAUCUCAUCGACUCUCACCUGCUUCAUGCACACGACGGGAUCAGCUGCAACUGGGAAGCAUAUAAAAAUCUUCUGAAGUUUGCCAAAAUCACCGAGUUUUUAGCACAUGCUUACAAAGAACACAAAUAUGAUAUCAAUAUUAAACUGUGUCAUCUCACCGAAAGACUACAGGCCAGCUACGGUGACGGUUCUUCAGGAGAAACAUCUGUGGAAUCAGAGAAUCGGCAAGGCACUGAAACUCCCGCUUCCUCUGUCGAUUUUGAUAUGACAAAUAUCGAUCCUCGAUUGAUGAGACCCAGCCCUAUCACCGCCGUGAAACCAUCAACCCUCCCGGACAAGUACCGAUUCAAAGUUGGCGGAUAUAACUACACGGCGAGUGACGAGGAGAGCACAGGCCGUAAAUCUAGAACCUGUUCCCAGUCUGGAAUCUUCAUCACAGCAUGCGACGCGCUCAUCUCGAACAAAGGGGCGCCCAGAAAAGCAGCCUGGGAGGCAGCAGAGAGUCAGAACAACCAGGCAAAAUCAAGGCGUCUACUAUCAAACAUCAGCCACGUCGAUCAAGGCGAUUACGAGCUCAGUGAAAUGUAG
Penicillium nucicola is the source of this 1858-nucleotide messenger RNA. RefSeq lists its product as uncharacterized. The record is from RefSeq and is a predicted model, not a curated record. The transcript has 7 exons. Lineage: Eukaryota; Fungi; Ascomycota; Eurotiomycetes; Eurotiales; Aspergillaceae. The coding region runs from base 164 to 1858 and encodes 564 amino acids.